AAUAGGGGAAUCCUUAGAGAAAAGAAGAAUUUCCAUCAUUGUGGAAGUGUUGAGGGAAAGUAAAGAAGUUCGAAAAUGAAAAAGCUUGCGAGAAAGUUUCGUAGAAAUUCAGAAGAUCACAAAUACUCUCUUCCUGUUCACGACGAUGACUCUCGCCCCCUCGAUUCCAAAGAGCAAGAAGAGUUGGUUCGUUCUUUAGAAACAAAUCAAGCUCACCAAAGUCGCUUUUGGAGGACUGUAUUUGCGGCUCUAGUCUCGUGUUACAUCCUGUUUCUCUUGUACUCCAUCUUCCACCAAGUUUCAUCUCCAUGGGAACUGCGGUAUCAUGCUUACUUCAUGGAGGAGAUCGACUCAUGGAUGAUUAUAUCUGCAGAUUUCGUGGCUAUUUUAGCAUUUUCAUUUGCCAUCAAAGGACUUCUUCAUGAGUCAAUGCAUCACAGGAGAUGGAUCUGGUACUCAUGGUAUACUGACAUUGUUCUGGCAAUCUUCUGGUUAUAUUACAUGUCCAGGUUGCCGAAGUUCCAUUGGGAUGUUAUCUGGCUGCCAUUUGGUCCUCUUAGUGCGUCUACAAUCUGUCUCUACGUGGAUCACUUACUAACUGAGUCAUCAGAAGAGAUAAAAAAGCUUCAUGGAUACAUGUAUGCCUACAAAGCAAGCUAGAAUUGGGGUGAUUAAGAAUAAACAUGAGAAGCAGUUUGGAGCAGAAUGAUAAGAUAAACUGAAAUGUAUAUUCCAUUUAUUUAUCAGCCACCAGCACAAAACAGAGAUGGCAUGAGUUAUAACAUACUUGGGUUGAUUCAAUCCAAUGGAAAUGGCAUUGUUUUUGGGAGAACGAACUAGUAACAAUUUUGGAUCCUGUAUAUCGAAAUAGUUGAGUUUUUUUUUUUGAAUAAAUAGUAUUGGUUCUUUAGGUGGUAAAAAAUAGGAUUUGGUUCUUAUUUUAAUUUAUUUUUCCUUUAAUUUAUUUUAAAAAUAUAAAAAAGAUGUUGUCCAAUAAAAAGGUCGCACUUAUGUAUCGUAACACCUGAAAUAGAAAUAGAAUUAUUAGUCUACAAAUCCUAGUUGGCAAAUGUUGAAAUUGUUAAGUUGGACGUUGUAAUCUGGAUUCGAACUCGGUAUUUCUCAUUUGUGUUUAA
Medicago truncatula (barrel medic) is the source of this 1136-nucleotide messenger RNA. RefSeq lists its product as uncharacterized. The coding region runs from base 76 to 660 and encodes 194 amino acids. Lineage: Eukaryota; Viridiplantae; Streptophyta; Magnoliopsida; Fabales; Fabaceae. The transcript has 7 exons. The record is from RefSeq and is a predicted model, not a curated record.